AUGGAAGCUGGAAAGUUCCUAGGAUUCAUGAUAACCCAAAGAGGGGUAGAAGCUAACCCGGAGAAAUGCCAAGCGAUCCUCCAGAUGAAGAGCCUGGGUUGUAUCAAGGACGUCCAGAGAUUGGCGGGACGACUGACCUCGCUAUCCUGGUUUCUCGGAGCAUCGGCAGCAAAGGCCCUACCUUUCUUUAACCUCAUGAAGAAAGGGAUAGCGUUUGAAUGGACGCCCACGUGCGAGGAAGCUUUUAGGCAUUUCAAGGAAAUCCUGGCGGCGCCCCCGGUUCUCGGGAAACCAAGGGUCGGGGAGCCGCUGUACCUAUACCUCGCCAUAACAAGAGAAGCCCUGGCCGGGGUUCUGGUAAGAGAAGAAGGGAGGGCUCAACAACCGGUCUAUUUCAUGAGCAGAGCCUUACAAGGGGCAGAAUUAAGGUACAGCAAACUGGAAAAACUAGCUCUAGCACUCUUGACCUCUUCACGGAGGUUAAAACAAUACUUCCAAAGUCACCGGAUAGUCGUAAGAACAGACCAAGGGAUCCGACAAGUGCUCCAAAAACCCGACCUGGCGGGAAGGAUGAUGACUUGGUCCAUCGAACUUUCCCAAUAUGACAUACGGUACGAGCCCCGGCAAGCAAUCAAGGCGCAAGCAAUGGCAGAUUUUCUAGUAGAAGUAACGGGAGAUCCAACUGAAGAAGCGAGCGCACAGUGGAAGCUCCACGUAGACGGAGCCUCCCACCAGACCUCUAGGGGUGCCGGGAUAAUCCUGGAAAGCCCGGUUGGAGUCGUAUACGAGCAGUCGAUCAGGUUCGAAUUCCCCGUUUCGAACAACCAAGCAAAAUACGAAGCCCUCAUAGGGGGCUUAACCCUAGCAGCGGAAGUCGGAGCAACGAGGUUGGAAAUAUGCAACGAUUCACAAGUCGUCACCUCCCAGGUAAACGGGAGCUAUCAAGCCAGAGACGCAUUAUUGCAAAAGUACUUGAAAAAGGUCAAGGAUUUGAGCCAAAAGUUUGAAGAGGUCACGAUCCACCACGUGCCCAGAGAAAGAAAUACACAGAAAGAUCUCCUAUCAAAAUUGGCCAGCGCCAAGCCGGGAGAGGGUAACCGGUUUCUUAUCCAAGGUAUGACGAGGGAGCCGGCGAUCACUCUACACCUAUCAAGGCUAGGCCCCUCAUGGAUAGACCCCAUCACCAACUUCUUAGAAAACGGCAAACUCCCCGAUGACGAAAAGGAUGCCGCGAAACUAAGAAGGGAAGCGGCCAAGUACGCGAUCAUCCAGGGACAGCUAUUCAAGAAAGGAAUCAACCAGCCCCUACUGAAAUGCCUACACUCCGACCAGACGAGCUACGUCCUCAGGGAAGUCCACGAAGGUUGCUGCGGACAUCACAUUGGGGGCAAAGCCUUAGCAAGAAAGUUGAUCCGAGCUGGAUACUAUUGGCCGUCAAUGAUGGCAGACUCCAAAGAAUUCGUCAGAAAAUGUGCCAAGUGUCAAGAGAACGCCAAUUUCCACAGGGCACCGGCCUCUGAGUUAAGCCUGCUAACAUCCUCCCGACCAUUCUCGCAAUGGGGAGUCGAUCUCUUGGGGCCCUUCCCAGUUGGUCCUGGGCAAGUCAAGUACCUCAUAGUCGCCAUUGAUUACUACAUCAAAUGGAUAGAGGCCGAGCCGCUGGUGAUAACGCGAUUCGGGAUUCCAGAGGUCGGUAUCUCGGACAACGGCACACAGUUUAACGACAAGAAGUUCACGGAGUUCCUCACCGGCCUGGGUAUAAGACAGAAGUUCUCCUCGGUAGAGCACCCCCAAACAAACGGACAGGUGGAGUCUGCGAACAAGAUUAUCCUGUUAGGGCUCAAGAAGCGAUUGGAUAAUAAAAAAGGUGCUUGGGCCGACGAGCUAGCCUCGGUCCUCUGGUCUUACCGAACAACCGAGCAAUCCUCCACUAAGGAGACCCCUUUCCGACUGACAUACGGGUUAGAUGCGGUAAUACCCGUGGAAAUUGGAGAACCGAGCCCGCGACUACUUUUGAAAGGAGUGGAGGAAGCCGUGAAAAAGGACCUAAUAGAUGAAGCCAGAGAAAUGGCCCAUUUGGCGGAAACAGCGCUGAAGCAAAGAAUGGCCCUGCGCUAUAACACCAAAGUGCUCAAAAGGGAGUUUGAACCGAACGAUCUCGUCCUAAAGCGUAACGACAUCGGCUUACCGACCCCUGGAGUAGGCAAGCUAGCGGCAAAUUGGGAAGGCCCCUAUAGAAUAAAAAAAGUGAUGGGUAAAGGCGCUUUCAAGUUAGAAAGGCUCGAUGGCAAAGAAGUCCCUAGAACGUGGAACGUAAACAACCUGAGAAGAUUCUACUCCUAG
Arachis stenosperma is the source of this 2343-nucleotide messenger RNA. RefSeq lists its product as uncharacterized. NCBI's taxonomy places the organism in Eukaryota, Viridiplantae, Streptophyta, Magnoliopsida, Fabales, Fabaceae. The record is from RefSeq and is a predicted model, not a curated record. Gene Ontology annotation, biological process: DNA integration. Gene Ontology annotation, molecular function: nucleic acid binding; RNA-DNA hybrid ribonuclease activity. The transcript is spliced from 2 exons. Bases 1 to 2343 code for a protein of 780 amino acids.